Tetrahymena thermophila SB210 is the source of this 2514-nucleotide messenger RNA. Its product is annotated as transmembrane protein, putative. NCBI's taxonomy places the organism in Eukaryota, Ciliophora, Oligohymenophorea, Hymenostomatida, Tetrahymenidae. The record is from RefSeq and is a predicted model, not a curated record. The transcript is spliced from 3 exons. Gene Ontology annotation, cellular component: plasma membrane. Gene Ontology annotation, molecular function: calcium-activated cation channel activity.
AUGGAUAGCAGCUGCUUUACAGAAGAAUCCAAAAAUGAAUUAUUAGAUGUAAUAUAAGAUAAUAAUUUACCUUUUUAAGCCUAGUAGCCUCCUUAGUAGCCUUAAAGAAGAGUUUCAAAUUUAUUAAAAGAGACACUAAAAGCUGAGUUUUCUAGCUCAGUUAAGAAUGUUUAGCCAUCAUUUCCUUUCUUUGAAAGAAGAGGAGUUUAAGAAGACUUUUUUGAUAGUUCAGAUAGAAUAUCAUUCGGAUCAGAUUUUAAUCCAUUUAAAUACCCAGGAACAAUAUAAGAAGCACUGAUACAUGAAUAAGCAAAUAUUUUAGGAGAGAAAAAGAUUGAAAAUAAAAGCAAAAAGAGAGAGUAAAGCAUAAAUGAUAGUUAAAAUAGCGAUAGAUAAUAAUAGGAUUAUUAAAAUAUUUAAGAUGACAUAGAAUCAUAAUUUUGUAAAUGCUGCGGGAAAAUGAUUAAUAACAAAAAAUUAACUUUUUUUAAAUUCAACUAUUCAUGCAUUAACAAAAAAUACGGAGGAAGUUUAUCAUAUUUGUUUUAAGUAAAUAAAUUUUUUAUAGCAACUAUCUUAGCAGUCAUCUUAAUUUAUUUAAUAUACUUCUAAAUCUAAACAGAAAAAGUAUGCUCAAAUAUAAAAAAUAAAUAUAAAAAUUAACAAGAAUUCAGCACUUAAUAUAGCAAGCAACAUGAUAAGUAAACAUAAGAAUAAGAAUUUCCUGAGUGCCUCACUCUCUUUAGAUUAAGUAUAAUCAGUGAAGUCUAACUGAGGAGAUAUAGUGAUCAAGAUACACAAAUAUAUUUGGCAGAUUUGAAGUUUAUUAUAUUACUUUUAUUACAAGUGAGUAAUAUAUUCUUCUAUUAAUCUCCAUAAAUUCUUAAAAAAAUGAAUAAAAUAAAGCAAGAAACAUAGCUCACUAAAUUAAGGAAGUAAAGUCUACUUAUUAAAUAUUUACCAUAAUUAUAUACAGAUGAAGAAAUAGUUAAGAAUCUUCAAUUGAUUGUUAAAAAUACUUACAACCUAAAUGUCAAAAUUGCUUGCAUAACCAAUAUAUAUAAUACUUAUGAAAAGCAUAAACUUGUCAAUCAAAGAAUGGAUCUACUUUAAAAGAUAUAUAGUUGUACUAAGUAAACCAAAAAAUAAAAGUUGAUCGAAAAGCUAAGAUUUAACUACUCAUAGCUUAAGUAAUUAUCUGAUGAAAGUUCAGUUUUCAGUGGUUAGAUUAUUAUCACUUUUCUCUCUGAAAAGGAUUAAAUCAUAGUCUACAAUCUCCUAAACAAAAGCUACUUCCUAUCCACUGUCCAUAAACUUAAAUAACAACUUUGUGAUUAAUCAAAGGAAAAAACAACACGUAGGAUAAUAUGUGAGAAAGCUCCAGAGUUAUCAGAAAUUAUUUGGUAAAACAUUGGAUACUUGGGCAAAUAAAAAGGAUAACUUUCUGUACUUUUGAUAGCUUUUACAUUAAUUAUCUUUAUUGGAUUGCCUAGAUUGACUUAGUUUUUAUAUGAAUGGUAGUUUAAUUCAAAAUCCAGAAAUGAAACUUUGUCCCAAAAAGUUACAGAUUAUUUAAUUUCAUUAAUCUUGUUCGUAAUAUCUAACUUUGUAUGGAUAUUUAUGAAAUAUCUUCUGCAAAAAAGUAAACAGCCAACACUCUAUAUAGAAUCAAUUUAUAUGGUUGUAUGCAACUUUGCCUUUCACUUGUAGUUCUACAUAAUUGUUCCUAUCUUUUUAACUUACUUCUCUAUUAAUUUUAAAGAGGAUAAAGUUGAUUACGAAAAAGUCAAUGUUAAGGUAUAUGGAAUUGUCACACUAAUUUCUGGUUUUUGUGGUCUUAGUUUACUUGAAAUUUUUUUAGGGCCUUAAUACCUUUUGCAUAGAUAUAGGAAAUGGAAAAUACAAAGAGGUAAAAAGCAAUAUUUUUAGCAAGCACUAAAUAACCUUUAUCAGAGACCAAACUUUCCACUCGAAAAGAGAGUUGUAAUAUUGUAUAAAUAGUACACUUUUGGUAUAAUUAUAAGCUUUAUUUGUCCUAUAGCUUGGUUUUAUGUCUUAGGAGGGCUGAUUUUUCACUUUAUAGGAAAUAGAUUUGCUAUAGUUUAUUAAUAUUCUAUGUACAGUUUUUACAACUAUAAAAUUGUAACUGUAGCAACAAGAAUAGCUGCUAUUGCUAUGAUGUAUGUAGUAACCAUUUCAUAUCUUCUAACAGAGUAAAUAGAUGGGUUCUUUACAAGAGAAAGCUACAUUUAAUUUGCUAAAUAUAUGUUGGUCUUUAAUGUGUUUAUUAAUACUAUCUUUGAAAAUGUUUAUAAAGCGAUUAAAAAAAGGAGAAAAAAUAUUUAAACCAUCUAAAAGAAAAUGAUGAAAAGAGAAGAAAGUUUUGAAGUUACAGAUGAAGGAAAUGAAAAUUUAUAUUCUUACUAUAACAAAUAUUAAGAAGUCUAAGGUAAAAUUCACCCUUCGUGGUCAGACGAAAAAGUUGAAGAAAUUAUUUUCAAUUAAAAUAACUGA